AUGGCAUGCUUUCGUAAAGCCAUUCAAUUAAAUCCACGAAGUUAUAAAGCUUGGAAUGGUGUAGCUAUGGUUUAUUUAAAGCAAGAAAAGUUUCCAUCAGCUGAAUUUCAUUUUACAAAAGCAACCAAUAUAUUUCGUACAAAUCCUGAUCUUAUUUGUCAUUUAGCAGUGGCUCAACAUAAAUGUAAUCGAUCUGAAAGUGCAUUAACAUUACUUAAUGAUGCACUUAGAAUUGAUUCUAAAAAUGCUCUAUGCAAAUUUCAUAAAGCUGGUCUUUUAUUACAUCUUGAACGAUAUCAAGAAGCAUUGAUUGAACUUGAAGAACUACGGCAAAUCGCACCUAAAGAAUCGCUUGUCUACUAUUUACUUAGUAAAGUUCAUCGACAUUUGAAAAAUUUCCACUAUUCAUAUAUGUAUAUGUCAUGGAGUAUGGAUCUUGAUCCAAAAGGUGCCAAUAACCAAUUAAAAGAAAAUGCCGACAAAUUUUAUUCAAAAGAUGAAGAUCUUCUACUUGGCAUGGAAGAUAUGGCAUCGUCCGUUACAGAAGAUGAUAAUAGUCAAAUGCAAUCCCAAAGUUCGCUGCAAGAUAUACAACCAAUGGAUUCAAGUGAAGAAAUUCUUUAA
This is a messenger RNA of Rotaria socialis, 624 nucleotides long. The record is from the annotation of a GenBank genome assembly. NCBI's taxonomy places the organism in Eukaryota, Metazoa, Rotifera, Eurotatoria, Philodinida, Philodinidae.